CAACUCUACCUGGAACAUCACAGCCCAUCUUGGCCCAAAACACUUCCGCGCCGCGCUACGAACGAGGCCCGGUUCGGCCAUGGGGACAGGAACAGCACCGGAGGGAGAGGGAUAUCCGCCGCCACCGCGCUCCCACACGCCGUCGGCCAUGUCGCAGGGGUCGGAGGCGGGCACUGCUGCUUCUGGGGAGGGCGACGAGGAGAAGCGGCUGCGGGCUGCGCUGCGUCACCUGCAGGUGGAGGCGGGGGUGCUGGAGCGCCUUGUGUACAAGCACCGGAACCAGCACCGCGGCGCCGCCUACUUCCAGUACCUCCUCAAGGUGAGGAGGGACCUGAAGCUUCUGCUCGGCGCCGGCCUCGCGGAGGUCCUCAACGCCGUGUUCCCAGUUCUCGCAUGCCGCAAGCCGGCCAACACGAUCCUCGUCCCCACCAAGCAGACUAAGAAGAAACCUGGUGCAAACCACAGCCAUCAUGAGAGGCUUUUGGGUGUUGCCCGCUUGUUAUCCCAGAUGUCUGAACCUGUUAUGAAGGCAGCAAUUCAGAUAACUUUUUUACUUGCUAGAUCAUUCUUCGUUGAUCUUUGCACGGCUGUGUUCUCUUUGCUUGCACGAGUAAGGGUCCUGAUCCAACAGAUGUUACUUGAUGUUGUGUCAGUAUACAAUAAGGUCACCGAUCUUACUGAUAGGAAGCAGGCUGUUAAGAUUAGCAUCAGUGGAGUGCAGGCUUUCAGAGAGUACUACCCCUCUAUGAAUGAUGCAUGUACAGUUCUGGAGUGUGUAUGGGUAAAAGAUAAAUUCAUUUUGCAUGAAAAGGUUAAAGAUAUCUGUCAGGAAACCCAAGUUGAGGAUCAGAAGUGCUGCGGUCCUGAAUCUCCAAUCCAGUAUGAAACACUUGCACUGAUUAGUGAAGAUAUGAAAAGUCUAGAAGGAACGAACUCGCCAGCCAGCCAGCCAGACGCUGCUCUAGCAGAGCAAUCAGAUAAAAUGAUCCAUUGCAAUGAUGCUGGAGAUACUCAGAGUGGGAGGAAACUAGAAAAUGAAAGUGGUGCUUGUUCAGUUCCUGACACCCUUAGUACUCACGAGCACCUGAAGCCCGAGACUAGGAAGAGAGUAGCAUUUGUCGCAGUUGGAAAUCCAAAAGUCACAGGUGCAGACUCAGAAACAAAAUCAUCAGAGGUGAACAAGAAGCAGAGACUAGACAUGAUUUCUCCUUCCAACAUACAAUCUAGACUGUACAACAAAUUGCUGGAUUGUGAUACUAGAGAUAAUUCCAUACUUUAAUAUGUUCGCUUGUUAAGGGGACGAGCAAUAGGUAGGAAAGUGCGCUUGUGCUAAUGCAUCUCAAGACACGGUUCUGAAGCUGUGUGCACUAUCAGAAGUCCAGAAGUUGUGUGCAGUAUCAGAGAUUUAAAUUGUGAGCUGCAAGAUUGUUUUGUAGUAUUCAGUCACGCCAAUGUUCAGCAGCACACUUUUAUACAACUGAGUUUUGUUUGCAUCAGCAGAUUUCUUCCUUACAGAUUUAAUUAUUCAUUCAUUCAUUGUGUGAA
This is a messenger RNA of Sorghum bicolor (sorghum), 1545 nucleotides long. RefSeq lists its product as uncharacterized. Bases 80 to 1279 code for a protein of 399 amino acids. The record is from RefSeq and is a predicted model, not a curated record. Lineage: Eukaryota; Viridiplantae; Streptophyta; Magnoliopsida; Poales; Poaceae. The transcript has 8 exons.